Messenger RNA from Cucurbitaria berberidis CBS 394.84, 1027 nucleotides. Its product is annotated as putative cyclase. The record is from RefSeq and is a predicted model, not a curated record. Lineage: Eukaryota; Fungi; Ascomycota; Dothideomycetes; Pleosporales; Cucurbitariaceae. Gene Ontology annotation, molecular function: arylformamidase activity. The coding region runs from base 1 to 963 and encodes 320 amino acids. The transcript is spliced from 4 exons.
AUGUCCUCAGAUACGCAAGCCAGACCGCAUCCCAAAUUCUCGGAGCUGCCGCUCGACCCAUCCCAUCCACCACACUCAGCAUGGGGUCUUUGGGGCAUGAAUGAUGAGCUUGGGACUCUGAAUCACCUAACACCCGAGCGUACGACUGAAGCCGCGAAAGAGAUCAAGACUGGGAUAAGGGUCGGGCUGAAUUGGCCUCUUGAACAGAUGGACUACGCAGGUGAAAGUUUUCGGCAGGUACUGAAGCAUGAAAUCUACGAGCUAGGAAAGAACAUGAACGAUGACCGACUAACUUUCAAUACGCAAACGAGCAGUCAGUGGGACGGGCUGCGACAUUGGGGUUUCGAUGACGGGCGGUUUUAUAAUGGUCUCACACAAGAAGAGAUUUUGGGUAACAAAACUUCCAAGCUCGGCGUUCACGCAUGGGCUAAGCAAGGCAUUGUUGGCCGCGGCGUGCUGAUUGACUUUGUUUCCUAUGCUGCUCGUAAAGGUAUCAAGUAUGACCCACUGGACAACUACGCUAUACCACUAGACGUCGCAAAGAAGAUCACAGAGGAAGGCAAUGUUCAGUUCCGAGCAGGCGACAUCAUCCUACUCCGCACCGGCUUCACGGCCGCCUUUGAAACCGCUACCCUCUCCACCAAGCAAGCCAUAAUGAACAAAUCACCCUUUCAAUAUCCGGGUCUAGAAAGCACUUUGGAAGUGCUUGCCUUCCUCUGGGAUACGCAAAUUGCUGCUGUCGCGAGUGACUGUCCCGGCUUCGAAGCAUGGCCACCAUCCCCACAGCCAAUGCAUCAGAUACUACUUUCCGGCUUUGGCAUGCCUAUUGGUGAGAUUUUCGACUUGGAGGAGCUAGCGAAGGAGUGUGAGAGGCAGAAACGAUGGACUUUCUUCUUCACCAGCCAGGUGCUUAAUGUCAAGGGUGGUGUUGCCAGUCCACCAAAUGCUAUUGCUAUAUUUUGAUACAUUGGCUAGGAUGUACGCUCAGACAUGCUUUGGUUCGUAAUUCACAACUUGCUCUUCCCUG